Linum trigynum is the source of this 725-nucleotide messenger RNA. NCBI's taxonomy places the organism in Eukaryota, Viridiplantae, Streptophyta, Magnoliopsida, Malpighiales, Linaceae. The record is from the annotation of a GenBank genome assembly.
GCCGAGCGAGAGGACAAGUGAGUAUAUAUAACUAUUUUGCUGCUGUUGACGAUUCUUCGCUAUAAAGAAAAGAGAACUGUUGGUCUUGAUGGUUGUAGUUUGAAGUUUGAACGAUAUUCUUUGUCUUGUAUUCGCAGUAAUUUCACAAGAUGAGGAGUUCAGUUUGGACUUUUGGAGGAAUUUGCUGAUGAAAGAGGGUGAAAAGGCCGAGUUUGGAAAUUGGUGUGGCUCUUGUGCGCUUGUCUACUCCACCAGCCAGCCAGCACAAUGCCAGCCCAGAAAGCAGUUUGGUGGAAGGUUGAAACUUGAAAGAGCUCCCAACUCAACCUGCCCCUUUCCUCUUUCGCUCUCAGCGGACAUUUCCUCUGCACAAUUGCUCACAAACUCAAUUGAGAUGAAAGCCAAGGAAAGAAACAACAAAGCUAUGGGAGAAGAAAGGGAGGCUACAAGCAUUGGUUUCCAGAUAAUCGUAGCUUGAUCUGAUAACUAUGGUGGGUAUUGUUAGUUGUAACUAAGAAAGUAGAAUUUGGGAAGCCUGGACAUCAGAACUUAGAGAUGCCAAAACUUCCUGCCCGGCCGGGCUUGCAUUUAUAGUCUUCAUGACAUUAUCAGAGAUGGGUUGCCUGAAAACCUCUACAUGCAUCAAACGACAGAACCUUGAAAUUGACACAUCUUGAUGCAAACAAGUCACUGAGGAUGCCUCCGAAUAACUUUGGGGCAAUUGG